Messenger RNA from Drosophila teissieri, 972 nucleotides. RefSeq lists its product as uncharacterized. Bases 1 to 972 code for a protein of 323 amino acids. The transcript is spliced from 2 exons. Gene Ontology annotation, molecular function: nucleic acid binding; zinc ion binding. The record is from RefSeq and is a predicted model, not a curated record. NCBI's taxonomy places the organism in Eukaryota, Metazoa, Arthropoda, Insecta, Diptera, Drosophilidae.
AUGGGAGGUAUUAUUGAACUGAGGCUGGGUCCCGUAUUGAAAAUGACCGACAGUAUCAUUAAACCGUUUCUGUGCGAGGUGAUCGACAAGACAAUCCUCCGAAAUGAAUGGGAGAAGUGGUUGUGGGCGUUUACAAUAUACCUCGAGGCCGAGGGUAUUGUUACCGAGAAGCGGAAGAGGAGUAAGCUACUGCUUUUGGGAGGAGUCCAGCUACAGUCAGUAGUAUACUCUCUACCUGGUGCGCUGGUGGAGCCCAGCGACGAAAAUAAAGAAGACAUCUAUAAUAUCCUCAUCGACCAUUUAAAUAAACACUUCUCACCGAAGCAAAACUCAACGUUUGAAAGACAUCUAUUCAGAGGCCUGACACCGUUGGACACAGAAAGCUUUGGUGAUUUCAUGCUGCGACUCCGCCAACAAAUGCAACGAUGUGCAUUCGGAUCCUCAAAAGCGGAGAUUGAGAAUAUAUGUCUAAAGGAUAAAAUCAUAGAUGUGUGGGCACCUCUAGACCUCAAGAAAAGACUUCUGGGAAAGGAGUAUUCACUAGAGGAAGUGAUCGAAGCAUGUCAGGUUGAGGAGCAGAUCAACAAAGAAUCAAAAGAAAUGACAUCAAGACCAAUUGCGGAACCCAUCUGUAAAAUUACACAUCGUGGUUUUAAACAGAGUGGGGAGUGCCCCAGAUGUGGAAAAUUCGGACUCACACACAACGACAAAUCAUGUCCGUCAAGAAAUGUGACUUGCAAUAAAUGCUCGAAGCCUGGACACUUUGCCAGGAAGUGCCGAACUAACUUGAACGACCGAUCCCUUAAGUCCCAAAGGAAUAACCUGAAAAGGCCCCGCACGUAUAUUCGCUCUGUCGAAGAGGAGGCCACCAGCUCCAAACUCAAAAAGGGCGAGACACAUUGCUUUAAAGUGUCAAGCGAAGAUGAAGAGGAGUUCAUACGAUGCCGAGUGGGAGGCCGUGAAAUUUCUUAG